This is a messenger RNA of Phragmites australis (common reed), 3020 nucleotides long. RefSeq lists its product as uncharacterized. The coding region runs from base 76 to 2577 and encodes 833 amino acids. The record is from RefSeq and is a predicted model, not a curated record. The transcript has 16 exons. Gene Ontology annotation, cellular component: nucleus. Gene Ontology annotation, molecular function: RNA binding; protein binding. Gene Ontology annotation, biological process: RNA processing. Lineage: Eukaryota; Viridiplantae; Streptophyta; Magnoliopsida; Poales; Poaceae.
GUCCGCAUCGACCUCCACUAGAGCCUGAAGACUCAUCAGACAGACAUAGACGCGCGCACACAGGGAGAGAGAGACAUGGCGACGCCGAUGGAAGAGGAGGUGCCGGAGGCGGCGGCGCCGGUUGUCGGGGGAGGGGACGACGUGGAGGUGCCCGCCGCCCCGUCCUCGGACUCCGACUCGGACUCGUUGGACUCCGACGACGACGGGGCGGCCGGCGCGGACGAGCUCCGCAUCCAGGCCCUAGAGCAAACCCUCCAGGAGCAGCCUCUCGACUAUGAGACCCACGUGCAGUAUAUCCAAUGCUUGAGGAAGUCAGGAAACAUUGAGAAGCUUCGUGUGGCAAGGGAAGAGAUGAACAAGCACUUCCCGCUUACCCCAAAGAUGUGGCAGGAGUGGGCGAAGGAUGAGAUCUCAUUGAGCAUGAGCGCCAAAUCUUUUGGUGAUAUUGAAAAACUCUAUGAGCGUGGGGUGCAAGAGUAUCUGUCCAUUAAGUUAUGGCGGGAUUACCUUGAUUAUAUUGAAGAGCAUGAUCCGUCAGUGUCUCAGUGUUCACCAUCUGGCCUCUCCAAGAUGAGAGAUUUGUUUGAGCGUGCUAUUACUGCUGGGGGGCUGCAUGUAACUGAGGGCAGCAAACUAUGGUCAGCUUAUAGAGAAUACGAGAUGGCCAUUUUGAUCACCAUUGCUGAAGGCAAUGAUGAGGAAAAGGCAAAGCAGGUUCAGCGCAUACGCACGCUCUUCCACCGCCAAUUAUCUGUUCCUUUGGCUGAUAUGGAAUCAACACUUGUUGAGUAUAAGAGCUGGGAAGCCGAGCAAGGCAAUGCAAACGAUCCAGGUUCUGAUUUUGAUGGUGUUCCCUCAAACGUCGUAAAUGCUUACAAAAAGGCCAAUGAUAUGUACAAUGAAAGAAAGAAAUAUGAGGAUCAACUAAGCAAUGUAUGUGCUUCCGAAGCUGACAAACUGCAGGAGUUUCUGACAUACAUCAAAUUUGAGGAGUCUUUCGGUGGCCCUGCUCGUGUUCAAGUUCUUUAUGAACGAGCUGUUUCAGCGCUUCCUGUUUCAAGUGAUAUAUGGAUGGGAUACACAAGUUACCUGGAUGGAACCCUGAAGGUGCCUUCCAUUCUUAGAAGUGUUUAUCACAGAGCCACACGAAACUGUACAUGGGUUGGUGAUCUAUGGGUCCGUUAUCUGCUGUCUUUGGAGCGUAUUCGUGCUUCUGAAGAGGAGCUGCGGCAUGUAUUUGAACAGGCAGUACAAUGUUCGUUCCCAACCAUAAAAGAGUAUCUCGACGUUUAUCUUACUCGAGUUGAUAGUUUAAGACGGAGGAUUUCAGAUGGAUUGGAUUUCCAACUGAUUAGGCAGACAUUCAUGGAUGCUGCUGAAUUUCUCUCACCUCAACUGGGAAUUGACGAGUUGUUGCUCUUUCACGCGUAUUGGGCCACAUUAGAGCGUAAUCUUGGCAAAGAUCUAACUGCAGCUCGUAGAGUUUGGGAAAACAUUCUCAAAAAAAGUGGGUCUUUUCUGGAAGUCUGGCAGCACUACAUUUCAAUGGAGAUAGAAAUGGGGCAUAUACAUGAGGCGAGAUCACUUUAUAAGCGCUGUUAUAGCAAAAAAUUCGCUGGGUCUGGAUCAGAGGACAUAUGUCAUGCGUGGAUAAGAUUUGAAAGGGUGCAUGGCACCUUAGAUGAUUAUGACCUUGCUCUAAAAAAGGUCAUCCCUCGGUUAAAGGAGCUUUUGAUGUUCAAGGCUCAACAGGAGGCUAAAGUUGAGGCUUACUCUGUCCCCAAUGAUACUUCUAAUGCAAAUGAUUCCUCUCAGAAAAGAAAACCAAGUAAAAUGACCAGUAAACAGCAGCCCCCUGCUAAGAAAAGGAAAGAGAAUCCACCUAAAAGCACCAUGUCAUCGGAUGACCAAGGACCAAAGGCACAAAGCGGAAAUAGUGGGGCUGUAGAAGUUGGAGAGGUUAGCAGGGAGAAGGUUGAGGCAUCUCUGGAAAUGAAAGUGGACGGUGAGAGCCGAACAAGGAAUACAAGUUCAAAUGAACCAAAGCCAUACUUCUACAAUGACAAGUGCACGGUAUUUGUGUCAAAUAUAGAUUUGAAGGCAAAUGAAGAGCACCUCCGACAUUUCUUUUCUGACAUUGGUGGCGUGACAGCAAUAAGGUUGCUGAAGGACAAAAUCACCAAAAAGUCAAGGGGGUUGGCCUAUGUGGACUUUUCAGACAAUGAGCAUCUUGAGGCUGCCAUUAAGAAAAACAGGCAGAAGUUGCUCGGAAAGAAAGUGAGUAUCGCUCGUUCAGAUCCAAGCAAGAGUAAGAAGAGCCGUGAAGCAGGCCCUUCCUCCAAAGGCCAGGAUAAAUUGUCUCAGAGUGGUGAUGAUGGUGCAAGCGCACCAGGAUCCAGUAGACCAGACAAGGAAAUACCCAAAGGUGACAUGGAAAUCACAGGGAAAAACACCUUCGCUGCACCACGAGCCGUGGUUAAACCUCUUGGAUGGACCCAAAGGGAUGAGAAAUCAGAUGGUGGCGCAGGAGAGUUGAAGUCAAAUGAGGAGUUCAGAAAUCUAUUACUUAAGAAGUGAUGUUGAUAGGCAGGUGCGUGGAUCUCCACAUUACCUUCCAGCUUGAUCUGUCUAGAUUUCUGGUGGCUUCAUGCUUAUGUUAGACGGAAUUUGUUCCACUUUCGACUAGGGAUCCACAAUCGUUCUUGAACAGAAUGGAGACUGUGCCUUCCAUUGAAUCAAGUUAGCACCUGGGAAUUCAGAAUCAUUGGCCAAGAGCAAUGAGUAUUUCUUUUAACUAAGGGAGAUUAUAUGCAAUGUAGAAACUAGUCUUUGGCUGGGAUUAUGUACGUGACGUUGCGUCGGAGCGGAAACGCCUGCCCAUCUAAAUCGAAAACAAUGGUCGUAGCAGAUAAGGGUUCUUUAUCAUCGGCAGUGCGGCGUAAACAUCUCAGCGUCUAAAAAAAGAGUAAUAUUUUGUAUACAUAAUGUUUGGAGUAGAAAUUUUUGCUAUUAUGCUCAAA